This is a messenger RNA of Pedinophyceae sp. YPF-701, 1113 nucleotides long. The record is from the annotation of a GenBank genome assembly. NCBI's taxonomy places the organism in Eukaryota, Viridiplantae, Chlorophyta, Pedinophyceae.
AUGGGUUGGGUGGUUCACUUUCACCAAGGGCGACAGCAUGAAGCCCACGUUGCACGGCGGCGAGAUCCUGUUUGCGUGCCACCCCCCCGUGGCGCUGGGCAAGCUGUCUGUGGGCGACCUGGUCGUGUACCGCGUGCCAGUGGAGUCGGAGCGCAUGUACGGGCUGAAGCGCGUCAUGGGCCUCGGCGGGGACGAGGUCUUCGUGAAGGGUCGUUCGAAGCACGAGGAGGACCGCUGGGAGAUCGUGCCCCAGGGGCGGGUGUGGCUGCAAGGCGACAACGUGGACGCGUCGAGGGACUCGCGGGCGUUCGGGGCGGUGCCCAUCCGGCUGGUGGAGAGCAAGGUCGUGUUCCAGGUGGCGCCCUUCGCUGGGGCGGGGCGGAUACCUCGCGGCAUUCCGGACAGCCUGGCGCACGUGCGCCCGGACCUCGUGCCGCCCCCGCCCGCGGCAGGCUGGUGACGCGGCGGGCACGGCCCGCGCACCACGUGUACUUCUCGUUCGGCGCGAACAUGGCCCCCGCGGUGCUGCGACGGCGUGGCAUCACCCCCGUCGAAGGUCCAGUGCCUGCCGUGCUCGUCCCGGAGGAUGGCUGGCAGCUUGAGUUCCGCCACCGUGCCGGGUACGCCACCGUCGUUCGGACGGCGCAGGGGCGCGCCACCGCGGACGAAGUGUGCCUGCGACCGGUGCGUGGCGCCGCGUACGUGCUGACCGUGGACGACUUCGAUGCGCUGGCGCGGGCGGAGCGAGGAUACGAGGUGCGAGAGGCGGAGGUGCGGCUGAGCGACGCACACGACUACGUCAAGUCGGGGGGGAGCGAGCUGGCGCCCGGGGCUGCGGUCAGCGCCAGGAUCUUCGUCUCCCAGCCGGACAACAUGCUUCCGCGCGGCCUGCCCCCGCCGUCGCGGUACAAGCGGGUGCUGGUGGAGGGUGCGCGGUCCUGCAAACUCGAGGCCGGCUACGUCGCCGCGCUCGAGGCGCUGCCGGAGACCUCGCCGCAGGGAUACGGGCUGCCUGACGAGUACUACGACACGCCGGCGCUCAGGCGCAGCAAGGCCGUGGCCGUCGCUGCGCUCCUGACAGCUGUUGCUGCCUUUGUUCUGACGCGGGCUUGA